AUGGCUGAAGACGUUUUCGAAGUCGACUCGAUUCUCGCCAAGCGUGUGCGGAAUGGCCAGACAGAGUUUCUCGUUCGCUGGCAAGGAUUCUCAAAGUCAGCAGACACCUGGGAGCCGCCCGAGAACAUCCUCGAUCCGCAACUGAUCGCGUUGUUCGAAGAGUCCUCGCUCAAGUCAACACCAGCGGCGCCACCUGGCAAAGUCAAGGCAGCCGCCAAGGCCGCUGGCAGCCAUGUCAAGAGUCCUGCAGUAGGAACUAGACAGGUAUCAGCUCCUGCUGGCACUCCUAGUCCUCGCUCGCGUCAUCACGCGCACGGCGACGACGAUGGCGCCGAUGAGGGCGCCAACGACGAGGACGCUCGCUCCAAAGCCUCCGCCAGAUCGCGGCAGAGGAGUAGAUCGAGCGAUGCACGUGUGAGGGCUGCUCCCAGUCCUCGAUUUGUCACAGCGGACGAGAGCGAGGAUUCAGAGCAAUUCCAAGAAGAAGAGUCGUACGAGCAGCCUCGCUCGCGCCGAAAGCGCGGGUCGAGCAAUGUCCGUGCCGCAGCCGUUUCCAACUCUCGGCAUGCCAUAGCGGAGAGCAAGGAAUCGGAAGAGCUUGAGGACGAGCAACCUCGAUCGCGCCAACAGCAUCGAAAAGCAUCGCAACCCCACCGCAUCAGCAAGAGUCAGCACCGCCAGCAACAGCAACGAAAAUCUGACCAGGCCGACUUCCUCUCAUCCGAUGAUUCGGGUGAUGCGCCAAUACGCGCUGCGAGUGUUCGGCCCGGCAGCAAUCUCAGCAGCGAAAACAACCGUAGCAAGCCUCGCAGAGCAGCGGCGGCGUCCUCGAAAGCCGCCCAAUUGCCGGAAUCGGACGACGAUGGUAGUGAAGACAUAAGCCUCGUCGAGGAUGAUCGUAACGAAGAAGAUGCUAUUGACGGCGCGAGCGAGGAAGACGGUACCAUCGACGAUGGGGAGGAUUUGAUGCAAGUGCCAGAGCACUUUGAUCUCUCGUCGUCUCCGAAAGGCAAAACCAACAAGUCACCAAAUCGCAAACCCACCACUGGCAGUAAUCAUUCCGCUGCUGCCGCCGCUGCCGCCGCCGCCGCCGCCGCGACAUCGACAAAACCUGCCCGCUCGGUCGUAAAGCCCAAAGUCAAGCAACCCGCCAAGCGCAAGUCCCACAAUAUUGAACUCGACGAAGAGUUCUUCCUGAGCGCCAAACAACGCCAGCAGCGUGACAACGCCGGCGCCAGUCCUAGCAGCGAGAGCAGUGAUCGUUCCGAUUCCGAGGAGGAAACGACGGUCGACUCCGACCUCAACGAAAGUCUCUCGGCCGACGAACAAGUCGACCACGAGUAUGGCCAACGCCGGUCAAGCACGCGCGGUGCUUCUUCCCGCCUGUCGGCGUCACGUCAACAACCGCAGCCCAAGCCGCUGCCAAAAUCAGCACCAAAAUCUGCGCCGCGACAACAAUCAGCUUCUCGACAAGAGCAACAGCUAGACGACGACAGCUGGGACGAGGCUUCCUUGGACGAGACUGCUCAGCAUGAUCAGUCAGACUCGGAGGACGAAACGUACUCGAUCAAGUCAAAGCCAAAAUCAGCUGGCGGUCGUACAAGGAACGGCUCCACGACGUACUCGCUUCGCCAAACCAAAUCUGCAUCAUCAAAAGACCAAGCCAAACAGGCUGCGGCAAACGUCAGUCGAUGGAAACACCAGGAUGUCUGUCAUGUGUGCUCCUCUGGUGGGCCUGCCGAACUCAUGCUCAAGUGCAAUGGCUGCCCCUCGGUCUACCACACGUUCUGUUUCAAACCGGCCAUCGACCCAUCUCGCAUUCCCGCCAUGUGGUACUGCCCACGCUGCAAUCCCCAAUGCGCGAUUUGCGAUUUGUCACACAAGCCCCUCCCAGCGCCCGCCUCCACCAACGAAGCUGCCGUCAUGGACGUUUCACCGCCAGACGCCUCAGACUCUGCAGACGCCGCCCUCCCUGCCCCCGAGCUUGCCCUCCCUGCCCCCAAACUUGCCCUCCCUGCCCCCGAGCUUGCCCUGCCGACAGCAACGGAGGCGCCACCUCAACCGUCUCUCAGCGACGAACCGAUGCGGCGUUGCUAUGCUUGUCAAGGCUGGUUCCACAAGACGUGCUUGCGUGCUGGCACGUCCGACCUCGGCCACUUGAUCAACCCAACCACAGACCACCGCGACCGUGUCUACCCUCACCUCAAUCGCCGAUCGUUGACCUUGACGACGGUGCGCCAGUCGCGACUCGAGCCCUGGGAACGGCCGCGCAUUCCGGGUCCGUUUACAGAGCGGGAUUAUGCGAUUUGGGCGGACGUUGAUGCAUCCGAUGACUCUGAUUUUGUCGUGUCCGCGAAAGUCGACUCGACCAUCAUUUGGUUUUGCAUCGACUGUUCGUUCUGGCCCAACUCGCUCGAAUCUAUUAUCACGCACCGGUUUGUUCGACCUCCUCAACGUCAUGAAACUGGCGUCGCGACUGAUGAUGAUGCUGCUGCUGCUGCUGCUGCUGCUGCUGCUGCUGCUGUUGCCGCUGGUCUGUCGCAGCCCCACACGGAUGUCAUGCCGCUGGUUGGAACGGAUGGCAAAGCCGCCACCGCUGCCUCUGCUGCUGAACCACCCUCAGCAACUGCUGCAACGUCAGCUUCUUCCUCCUCUGCGAUGGAGAAGGGUGCUGUGGCGGGAACAACGUUCUCACGCAACCAGGCCCAUCGAUUGACACUGCAAACGGCGCGCCCUGACGUUGCCGAAUUUCUCGUCAAGUGGAAGCACCUCAGUCACCGCCACGAUGAAUGGGUGCCAGGGUACUGGCUGAUGCGCAUGGACCCGGCUCGUAUUCGCUACUAUGUUCGCAAGUUUUCCCAGGUCAUUGUGCCGCAAGACGAGUACCAGGCCGUGAGAAGAGAUUGGCUGCAGGUGGACCGAAUCAUUCAGCGAGACCCUGACGACGGCGGCGGCGACGACGACGACGACAAAGACGAUGUUGCGAGCAUUGUCCAGGUCAAAUGGGUCGGCCUGGCGGUCGAACAAGCGACGUGGGAAGAGGAGGCACACAUUUUUGCCGAUCCGCAAGGGCGUCAAGCUCUCGCUCGCUUUCGCGGCAAAUCAAACCCCGUUGAUUUUGUCAAGUUGAGCACCCCGGUUUGGCCCGAGCGGGAAAAGUACCGUCGCAUGUUUCAGCCGGACGACAAGGGUCCCGAGUCCUUCCGUGCGUUGAAAGUCCAGCCGGACUUUUUGGUCGGGCAGUUGAAGGACUACCAACUCGAUGGUGUCAAUUGGAUGCUGUUCAACCGCCGGCAGGGCCACCAUUGCAUUCUGGCCGACGAGAUGGGCCUGGGCAAAACAGUGCAAGCCGCGGCAUACAUGGGCAUUGUGCAUGCCGUGACCCAAGAGUACCCAUUUCUUGUGGUGGCGCCGCUCACAACCUGUAGCAACUGGGAGCGCGAACUUGCUACUUGGGUGCCCCAUCUCACCACCAUCAUCUUCACCGGCAAAAACGUGUCUCGAACGCUCAUGACCGAGACUGAGCUCAGAUUCCCUGGGACGGGCAACGGAAGGCGAGGAGGCCGGGGCCCGCCAAAGUUUCACAUCAUGGUCACCUCGUACGAGACGGCGUUGCGAGAGCGCAGCCUGCUUCAGUCGUUCGAAUGGAUGUCACUGAUUAUUGACGAAGGUCAUCGCGUCAAAUCGGCCGACUCAAAGCUCUUUGCCACUCUUCUCUCGCUUCCAGUCAAACACCGAAUCUUGCUCACAGGCACACCGCUGCAGAACAACAUGGACGAGCUCGCCAACCUGCUCUUGUUCCUCGACAAGGAGCGCUUCGCUCAGCAUUCCGAGUUUAUCCGUCAUCUGGACGACGUCUCAAAGGGCCUUCAUCGUCCGAUCAUGGAUCGCGGUUCCGCGCAACAGGAUGACGCGGCGACGACGCCAAGAAACCGCUCUUCUCUGGGCAACAAGAAGAAGGCUGCAUCUCCGCCAGUGGCCAACGAGGUUGUGGCAAUAAUACCAGAUGAGUCGGAACCCGAGGCGAUGGACGUCCGGCCAGAUGGUGAUGAUGUUGUUGGUGGCACGGAGGAUCAUGCCCAGGCAAUGGAGCUGGAUGCGGAGGAGGCGUCAGAAGACCCAGCACACGCAAAACAGCAGCAGUCCACCGCUGUUUCGGCUGUCACCAGUGAAGAAGGCGCGGAAAGUCCCGUGGAGGCAAUGGUGCUCGAGCAGGACGCGCCCACGUCUGUCACUACUAUGGCUGGUGAAGCGGCCGUGCAGGAUGCACCCGCUCCUGCUGUCGCAGAGCUCACCUCCACAGACACUGGCAUGUUGUCGUCUCCGACGCAAGAAGCGGCCGGCGAAAACCCGACGCAGGCAGACAAAGUGAUGCAGCUGCACGAGCUCAUUCGCCCGCACAUUUUGCGACGCUUAAAGAAGGAUGUGCUGAAAAUUCCGCCAUGUGUGGAGGUCGUUGUGCCCUGUCGCAUGUCCUCCUUGCAGCGCGAAUUGUACAAGGCCCUCCUGUUUGAGAACGUCACCUACCUCGCCACACUCUCAAGCACAGGCAAUAAACCCGGCCACAAGUCUGCCUUGAACAACGUGCUGAUGGAGCUCCGCAAGAUUCUCAAUCAUCCUUUCUGUCGCGACGGGAUUGAACCCGAGUUUGCCACCGAAGAGGAGAUGAACACUGCGCUCAUUGAGGCGUCUGGCAAGCUGCUGCUUUUGCACAUCAUGCUUCCUCGUUUGCUCGCGGCUGGUCAUCGUGUCUUGAUAUUUUCCACCUUCAAGAUUGUGCUGGACGUGCUGCACGACUAUCUCAUUGCCAACGGCUACCCCGACUUUUGCCGUUUGGACGGUGACUCGCCGUCCGACACGCGUCAGCACCUCAUUGACCGCUUCAAUCGACGCGAAGAAGGACUCAACAUUUUCAUGCUCUCCACGCGUGCCGGUGGCCUGGGUAUCAAUCUGUACACUGCUGACACUGUCAUUUUGUUUGACUCUGACUUCAACCCGCAAGCCGAUCAACAGGCGAUUGCGCGUGCACAUCGUCAUGGCCAAACCCACCCUGUCGUGGCCUACCGCUUUGUGACUGUCGGAACGGUUGAGGAGGCCAUUUGGACCCGCUCGCAGUCGAAACUUUUCUUGGAGCACGUUGUCGUUGACUCGAUGAGCAAGUCCAUCAACUCGAACGACCUCGAUCGGCUCUUGCGUUUCGGCGCCGAAGAGCUGUUCGCCGAGCCCGGCGAUAACAACAACCGCAAGCCAUCCAGCAAGAAGCUUGUUGCUGCCAAGUACGAUCCACAGCUGCUGAACAACCUGCUCGAUCGUGAAAAGAUUGUUGCCGACCACGCCAAGGAAAAUAAUGACACCAACGAGGGCAACGCUGAUCAGGCUGCCAGUGGCGACAAUCCUUCCCAGCUGAGCCUUGGUCUUGUCUUCAAGACGGCGAAAGUUUGGACGGAUGAAGAUGCGGCUGAUGCCAACAUCAAGCCCAUGGACGGCGCGUCUUCUACCGGUCCCGUGAGCGCUGAAAUGUCAGUCAACCCGUCGCCUACCCCCGCCACCGUCGCGGCAGGCGCCAGCAGUGACGAAGGCAAAGCAGCAACAACAACAACAACAACAACAACAACAGCAACUUCCGGCCAAGCCUCCGAGUUCUGGGACCGUCUUAUUCAAAACCGACAGCGUGAAGAGGACACAUCCAAAGGUACUCUCGACAUGUUUUCGUCAGAUCUGACCUUGGAACAGCUCGAAGAGUAUGGCAAAGGAAAGCGCCGGAGGAAGAAUGUCGGUUACUAUGGCGUUGCGACAUCUGGUGCCGGCACUUCGGCCUCAACCAGCGAGGACCCCGGUAGUGCUCGAAUUUCCGCCAAACGACCGAUGGGUGCUGAUGGACCUGACGCGUCGGAGAGUGUUGUUUCUCCUGUCGGCAAGAAGCUACGGCCAGACAUUCUCGAGUUUAUUUGUGAAGAUGGUGGCGACACUAGUCCCGAGGGAGACUCUGAUGACGAUGACUUUGACCCUGCGCAAGAAGCAGUUGCCCAACAAGCCGACCCAAUGACGCUUGAGGUCGCCGAUGCCGAUGAGCUUGACUCUGAGCAAGAAGUCGCCCAAGUCAACCUCGUGGUGAGUAGUGACGCCGCGGGCUGGUCGUCAUAUGCACCUGCUGCUGCUGCUGCACCUCCGUUGGUGAAGAAACGCCAAGUCGACCCAGUGGUGCAUAGUAACCCCGCGGGCUGGUCGUCAUUUGCACCUGCUGCUGCUGCUGCACCUCCGUUGGUGAAGAAGCGCAAGUCGCGAGCCAAGCAGAAUGUCGCUGCGAUCGCCGCACCUGCCAAUCCCAAACUCAGCGCGGCUGCAGUCCAACCAGCCGCAACUCCCCUUCCACACAUCGCGGCUGCUCCCAAUGCCAACGCAUCACCAGCCUUUCAAAACGCAUCACCAGCCUCUCAAAUCGGCUCCCGUGCACGCGCCCCAACCCAAAAGCAGCAGCAGCAGCAACUGCCGAUGGAGCAUCAGCAAGUACUUCGUCUUGCAAGUACGUUGAACCCAUCAGCAUACCUUCACCCCGUCGGACAUCAGCUGCUUUACAACUGUCGUUCGCUCGUGGCGCAAGAUCCCUCAAAUGGCACUGCGCUAUUGACGUCUGUCGGCGCGCAGUUUGCUCGAGUUGUCCGAGAGUGGAGCGAGAACAAUCUGUCAAUGCUGGGCAUGCCCUUGCCCUACUACAUUGAGUUGCAAAAGCGGUUGUUCGCCCGCGUUGCAGUCACAUUGUUUGGGCAGAAUCCGACCGGUCCCGCAAGGCCGCAGGAUGGCUCGAUGGCGAGCGUGUCGCGACCUGCAUCCGCACCGCUGCUCGCACCAUCACCGCAACCUCAGCCAGUCGCAGCACCGCCGAGGGAUGUCCUCCAUGGGCUACACUCGUCGUCAGCACCACCGCCUCAACUCGAUUCGUCCGAGCCUGCUCUCGUGGUCUCGCUUGUCCCCACUUGGUCAGCCCCCGACCCAGCAGCGGUGCUGCGUGCGCUCAACGAAAAGCCCGAAGCCCACGAGCUGCCGUUGGAGUUGAUCUAACACCGUGCGCCGUUUUUUUUUUUCUUUUUUU
Capsaspora owczarzaki ATCC 30864 is the source of this 7090-nucleotide messenger RNA. Its product is annotated as SNF2 family DNA-dependent ATPase. Gene Ontology annotation, biological process: chromatin remodeling; negative regulation of transcription by RNA polymerase II. Gene Ontology annotation, molecular function: ATP hydrolysis activity; ATP-dependent chromatin remodeler activity; DNA binding. Lineage: Eukaryota; Filasterea; Ministeriida; Capsasporidae. Gene Ontology annotation, cellular component: chromatin; nucleus. The record is from RefSeq and is a predicted model, not a curated record. The transcript is spliced from 2 exons. The coding region runs from base 1 to 7059 and encodes 2352 amino acids.